Dimorphilus gyrociliatus is the source of this 1210-nucleotide messenger RNA. Lineage: Eukaryota; Metazoa; Annelida; Polychaeta; Dinophilidae. The record is from the annotation of a GenBank genome assembly.
CUAACAACCAUUUGUAAAAUUGACUUGAUUCAGCUUUAAUAAGAGAAAAUUGAUUGAACAUAAAGUUUUCUAAUAGAAACUAAGCUUUUAAAGAUGUGACUAUUUUAAAUUUAAUGAGUUCGAAUUACUUUAACCUUUAAGCACUUCGUAAAAUAGUGUUGAAAAGGUUUACAAGCUCCUAAAUCCGUUCUCUUUUUUAAUUAUUUCUGGGGUUUUUUUCAAUACUGACCACCCAUUGUUGGCGCAUUUUAUAAAUAAUAGCUUGCUCGGUCAUAACAUAAAUUUUUUUUCCUUUAAUAUUUCUGAUUCAUUAUCCAUUUAAAAAACAAAGAAUUUUCUACUAAUCAAUUAGUCAUAGCAUAAUCGAAAAUAUUUUCAUGCUAUACUGUAUGUAAGAUAGCCCGUAUCUUUUCUAAUGUUUAAAUCCCAUUCAAGUACAGAUGCUUGAAAGUAGCAUUUCUUUUAAGUUAUAUUAAUUAAAAGAAACUUUUUACCGAAGUAAAAGUCAAUAAAUCGAUUAUGUAUUGAACAGUACCAUGCAGAGACACUGUUGCAGUAGCUUUAGAAUUUUCCAUUUAUUGACUCGCGAAUGAUAAAAUGCCAAAUGCUCUGAAUGCUAGUAUUACUUUGGGAAAAUUGGAAAAAAAUGGAAAAUCUACGUUAAAUUCAACAAUUAAAAUACCUAAAACAAGCUCUUCAAGGGGAUUUGGUUCAACUCUGGAGAUAUUUUCUGUAUCGAACAAAACGACAAAUGAAACCUUGUCACUGACCAUUACUGGGUUUUGUCAGGCAAUUUUGGAUACUGGACUGCAAGUAGACUUGGAAGAGGAAACAGAUGCAAAAUGUGACACAGUUCAACACCACGGUAACGGUUACAUAACAGUAAACACCUUAAAGCAAUCAAUCCAGAGGAUAGAAUUGAGUGAUCUCUUGCACGGUCAAGGUUGGAAAUUAAUAAGCAAUUGCAUGAAUGAGAACGAGAAUGAAGUUCAUACUUAUGAAAAGUGGGCAAGAUCUCAGAAGAGAAAAUAAUUAACUUUCAUUUGAUUAGAUUUUAACAUGAAAUGCAUAUUUAAUAAAUUAUGGCUAUUGUCAUAAAAUUUCAAUGAUCUACACAAAACGUAUCAUGAUAAAAUAAAUUAAUUUCGUUCUAUUUACAGAAUCUCUGAUUUAGUUAUUUUUAUUUGAAUACACUUUUGUAAAACUUUUG